Molecule: messenger RNA, 462 nt
Organism: Ostertagia ostertagi
Lineage: Eukaryota; Metazoa; Nematoda; Chromadorea; Rhabditida; Trichostrongylidae
Source: the annotation of a GenBank genome assembly
AUGAUGGAGAACUACUACAAUCUAUAUUCUUCCUGUGCCUAUGGCACACGAAAACGACCGUGGUACGUCGCGUUGCGUCGAACGGGACGGAGUCGUCGAGGAAAAAACGCACGGCGACGGAGGAAAGCCAGCCAUUUCCUCGUUGUCCAUUAUGACACACCACCGCCCAGGAGCGACGGACAAAUAGAUCUAGGCCGACUGCUCGCCCCAUCAUUGAAACAUCAGCCACCUAAGGACCAGUCGUUUGUGCGACGACAAGCGUUGGCAAAGCAAAUGCAAACGCGAAUCGAGCGCAUACAGGAGCGGGUGGCGAAUCGUCGUCCGACGCCUCCGGCAAUGCGGAAACUUCGCAAGCGAAAACGACGACGACAACAGCGACUGGAACGUGAACAGCGCCAACGACGACUCCGACAACAAGAAUUUGGAGCGAUUACGCGAAGAAGAGUUGAAUCGAAAACGUAG